UUGUCUUAUGUGCUGGUGUUCUUGAUGGCAGCUGUGUCGAUAGAGGGCACUCGGAUGCGAAGACUGCAUCCCUCGGGGGAGACUGAUUUGGUUGUCGGACUUCCGGGACAGCCGUCGGUAAAUUUCAAGCACUAUGCUGGCUACGUGAGCGUAAGUGAGCAUAGAUCUCUGUUUUACUGGUUCUUCGAGGCCAUGGAAGCACCCGCCACAAAGCCCUUGGUCUUGUGGCUCAAUGGAGGUCCUGGAUGCUCAUCUGUUGCUGGUGGAGCUAUCAGUGAGGUUGGUCCCUUCCUCGUCACAGAUGAGGGCUCUGGCCUCAGGUUCAACCCGUACGCAUGGAACAAAGUCGCCAAUCUCCUGUUCCUGGAUUCUCCGGUAGGAGUGGGAUUCUCCUACUCCGAUAGCUCAUCGGAUGCAAAGAACCUGAACGAUCAGAUAACCGCAGAAGACACACAUGCUUUCCUCAUUUACUGGUUUCUCAAGCAUCCCGACUUCAAGUCUCAGGAGUUGUACCUCGUCGGAGAAAGCUAUGCUGGGCAUUAUGCACCACAACUAGCAGAGGUCAUUGAUGAAAGAAACAAAGGAGCCAAGGACUCGUACAUUAAUCUUAAAGGCCUUAUGAUUGGCAAUCCAUUGAUUGAUGUCGAAGAAGAGCUAAGAAUUGCAACCAUAGACUUUGCUUGGAAAAAUGGAUAUAUAUCAGACAAUUUGUACCAGGCUGCAACCACUGCAUGCACACCAGUACCAGGCAGCAACUGCCCUGAGUUGGUAUAUGAGGUCGAAGAUAGCUUCUCGGAUAUUAUGUUUGGCAUCUAUUCCCCGACAUGCUCCAAGUUCAACACCAUUAAGAACGAGAUAGGAAGCGGACUGGCGACGGAGGCAACUGGGUAUGAUCCAUGCUCGACUGACAAUGCAGAGGUGUAUCUUAGCCGGGAGGAUGUGCAGAGAGCUCUACAUGCCAACCUCACUCGUCUACCCUAUCCAUACUCCUUUUGCAGCAUGGACGUACAUAAUGCUUACAACCAGACGGUGCCGACAGUUCUUCCGUUGCUUCGUAAGUUGAUAGAUGCAGGCUACCGCAUGUGGAUCUAUAGCGGUGACACCGAUGGACGUGUGACGAUUCCGGUGAUGAGGCGGAGCAUCAACAAGAUGAAUCUCUCCGAGAAGGCGUGGGACAAGUGGGGUGGCUGGAAGAAGUGGUACUAUGAGGCUCAGGUGGCCGGGUGGAUGGUGGAGUACACGGAGGGGUUGACGUUCAUCACUGUCCGAGGGGCCGGGCACAUGGUGCCGGCUUUCUCUCCUGGCCGCGGACUCGCUCUCAUCUCCAACUUCUUGAAGGGGGAGCCUAUGCCCUUCAAAGAUACCCAAAGCAAAGACACAAUGCACUGAAAUCCUGUGUCUCCGUCGACGAUAAACCAAGACGAGAUUGUAGAA
Musa acuminata AAA Group (dessert banana) is the source of this 1434-nucleotide messenger RNA. Its product is annotated as serine carboxypeptidase-like 35. The coding region runs from base 25 to 1389 and encodes 454 amino acids. The transcript is spliced from 8 exons. Lineage: Eukaryota; Viridiplantae; Streptophyta; Magnoliopsida; Zingiberales; Musaceae. Gene Ontology annotation, cellular component: vacuole. Gene Ontology annotation, molecular function: serine-type carboxypeptidase activity. The record is from RefSeq and is a predicted model, not a curated record. Gene Ontology annotation, biological process: proteolysis.